AUGGCACCCUCUCUCGAAGCUCCCGAUAAUGUCGAAGACGUCCUCGAUAACCCACUGAAAACCUCUCCAAACCUCGUCGCUCCCGAACCAGAACACUGCCCUGGUCCCGAAUCAGAAGCGGCUGGAAAAGCAGAUUCUUGCGCAGGAUGUCCAAACCAAGCGAUAUGCGCCUCGGCCCCAAAAGGGCCAGAUCCCGAUAUACCCCUAAUAACUGAGCGAUUGUCUGGCAUCAAACACAAGGUUCUGAUUUUGUCUGGAAAGGGUGGUGUGGGGAAGAGUACAUUUACAACACUAUUAGCACACGCGUUUGCCACAAACGAGGACAACACGGUUGGAGUCAUGGAUACAGAUAUUUGCGGGCCGAGUAUACCAAAGAUGAUGGGUGUUGAGACGGAAACGAUACAUGUCAGUGGUGCCGGAUGGAGUCCGGUUUGGGUGUUGGAUAACCUAGGAGUCAUGAGCAUUCAGUUUAUGCUUCCAAACAAGGAUGACGCUAUCAUAUGGAGAGGACCGAAAAAGAACGGUCUUAUCAAACAAUUUCUUAAGGACGUCGAGUGGGGCGAAAUGGAUUAUCUUCUCGUCGAUACGCCACCAGGAACCAGUGAUGAACAUUUGAGUGUCAACUCUUUCUUGAAAGAAAGUGGAGUUGAUGGCGCAGUAGUGGUGACCACACCUCAAGAGGUCGCUCUCCUUGAUGUUCGAAAAGAAAUUGAUUUCUGCCGGAAAGCUGGAAUUAAAGUUCUAGGUAUCGUGGAAAAUAUGUCAGGAUUUGUGUGCCCCAAAUGCACUCACGAGAGUCAGAUCUUUAAAGCAACGACUGGUGGGGCGAGAGGUCUGGCGAAAGAGAUGAACAUUCCGUUCUUAGGCGCGGUCCCUCUAGAUCCACGCAUCGGAUUGGCAGCAGAUUAUGGAGAGAGUUUCUUUGAUGCCUACCCAGAUAGUCCAGCAUGCACGGCUCUAAAAGGCGUUGUUCGAAGAGUUGGAGAGGAAAUGGGGAUCAAGGCAGAAGUUAUUUUGCCUGAAGAUUGA
Messenger RNA from Glarea lozoyensis ATCC 20868, 1029 nucleotides. RefSeq names its product P-loop containing nucleoside triphosphate hydrolase. Gene Ontology annotation, molecular function: 4 iron, 4 sulfur cluster binding; ATP binding; ATP-dependent FeS chaperone activity. Gene Ontology annotation, biological process: iron-sulfur cluster assembly. Bases 1 to 1029 code for a protein of 342 amino acids. Lineage: Eukaryota; Fungi; Ascomycota; Leotiomycetes; Helotiales; Helotiaceae. Gene Ontology annotation, cellular component: cytosol. The transcript has a single exon. The record is from RefSeq and is a predicted model, not a curated record.